This is a messenger RNA of Chanos chanos (milkfish), 1653 nucleotides long. It is a transcript of the gene nostrin, whose product is annotated as nitric oxide synthase trafficking. The record is from RefSeq and is a predicted model, not a curated record. The transcript has 16 exons. Gene Ontology annotation, molecular function: protein binding. NCBI's taxonomy places the organism in Eukaryota, Metazoa, Chordata, Actinopteri, Gonorynchiformes, Chanidae. Gene Ontology annotation, cellular component: cytoplasm; plasma membrane. The coding region runs from base 1 to 1653 and encodes 550 amino acids.
AUGAAGGACGAUCUGGGUACCUGCUCUUACAGCGUGUUAUAUCAGGAGCUGAAGAAGUUCUCAAAGAAUGGAGAAUAUUUCUGCAAAGAGCUCUUGACAGUAUUCCAACAAAGAGCUGAGCUGGAGAUCAACUAUGCUAAAGGACUACAGAAACUAGCUGGUAAACUCAUCAAAGCCUCCAAGAGCAUGAACAACAAUUCUGCAUACAGCGCAUGGUCCCAAGUUUCGGAUGAGAUGUUCUCAUCGGCGGAUGCACAUAGGAUACUGGGGAAUUCUUUCCACCAAGAAGCUUUUCUAGAGAUUCGACAAGUUCUGGAGGAGCACACGAAAAGGAAGAGACCUCUUGACAAUGCCAUAGACAAAGCGGGGAAAGCCUUUGUUACAAACUGGAACGAGCAACUCAAGGUAAAGAAGAAGUUAUCUGGGCUAACGAGAGAGCACGAAGCCCUUUUCAACUUUGUGGAAAACAACAAACAAAUGAACACUGAGAAAGAAAAACAAAAGAUGUUGAACAGGCUGACCAAGUCAGCGGAGUUGCAGGCCAAAGUUGAUGAGGAGUACUUCAACCUCAAUUUGGACGGUCAUCAAAUCAGGGUGAAGUGGGAGAACACACUGAAAAGCUGCUAUCAGAUCAUACAGGAGCUAGAGAAACAAAGGAUAGAGAUGCUGUCCAGGAUCUUGAAUAAGUACAACCUCAACAUGGCCAGUUUUGGACAGACUAUCUCACAUUGCCAAAAGAAACUGGACUUGGCCAUUGAGAGAGUGGAUGUAGAGAGGGACAUCCAGGCACUGGUGGAGGAGACAAGCAUUACAGUGGAAGACAACAAAGCAGAGUUCCUUAUGACUGACUACUUUGAGGAGGACAGCAAGAGUUUGAUGGGAAAAGAAAGACGCAGAGAUGCCAUGAGGUCAAAGUUACAGAGACUGGAGGGCUGCAUCACCAAAUCGAAACAAGAACGUGAAGCUUUGCAGAAAAUAGUGAAGACAUACACAGAAAAUCCAUCUUUCUCAAACGUGAAAAACUUGGAGGAAACAGAGCAGCUGCUUGAUGAGACCACAUUGAAACUGGACCUUUUGGAAGCCACGCACUGUAAACUGUCCGCUGUGAUCGCUGAACUGGAGGGAAAACCCAAAUCCUUACAUCGUUUCAGUGACAGUAUUACCAAAUGGAAAGACAAGGACUGCGAGCACAAUGUUGUGCGUCUGUCCCGUCCGGUCAGAAUCAAGAAGACACCGUUUAGAUCACGGAUGUCCUUGAGAUGCUCCAUCAUUUAUAAGGGACCAGCUAAUUCCAUCACACCAAAAAAACCCACACCCCAAACAAAGGAAAUGGCCAGCGUCCGGCGUACAGACAUCACUCAGAAAGAGACGCCUGAGCUGAGCAGUGAGAUCAACGGAGAAUCGUACCAGUCUAACGAUGAGGAAGAACAAGGUGCAGAGUAUUCCAGUUUGGGGAGAUGCAAAGUUUUGUAUGACUUUACCUCAGACAACGAAGAUGACUUAAAUAUAAAGGAAGGAGACAUCAUAGACGUAUUUCAGAGGGAUGAGAGCGGCUGGUGGUACGGUGAACUGAACGGAGAGAGAGGUCAUUUCCCUUCCACGUACGUUGAGGAUCUUCCUGUUUUAGACGUUGUCGUGUCGUCUGAUGCAUAA